Molecule: messenger RNA, 677 nt
Organism: Exaiptasia diaphana
Lineage: Eukaryota; Metazoa; Cnidaria; Anthozoa; Actiniaria; Aiptasiidae
Product: 40S ribosomal protein S9
Exons: 3
Coding region: 40-618 (192 amino acids)
Biological process (GO): positive regulation of translational fidelity; translation
Cellular component (GO): cytosolic small ribosomal subunit
Molecular function (GO): structural constituent of ribosome; rRNA binding
Source: RefSeq, a predicted model, not a curated record
GUUCUUUCCUUUUCAUCGCCAUCUUGGAUCAGCAACAAGAUGCCGAAACCAGUCUAUAGUAAAACCUAUACGACGCCUAGGCGACCCUUUGAGAAAGAACGUCUAAAUCAAGAAUUAAAGAUCAUUGGUGAAUAUGGUUUAAGAAACAAGCGUGAAGUGUGGCGAGUAAAGCUUUCUUUAGCCAAAAUUCGUAAAGCUGCCAGAGAACUUCUCACGUUGGAAGAGAAAGACCCUCGUCGUCUUUUUGAAGGCAAUGCUCUUCUCCGUCGUCUAGUUCGUAUUGGUGUUCUCGAUGAGAGCCGAAUGAAGCUAGAUUACGUGUUGGGUCUUCGUAUUGAAGAUUUCUUGGAGAGAAGGCUUCAAACUCAAGUAUUCAAACUCGGUUUGGCCAAGUCUAUCCACCAUGCUAGAGUUCUUAUCAGACAAAGACACAUACGCGUCCGUAAGCAGUUGGUCAAUGUCCCAUCAUUCAUUGUACGUUUGGAUUCCCAAAAGCACAUUGAUUUCUCUCUGAACUCGCCCUAUGGUGGUGGUGGACCAGGCCGUGUCAAGAGAAAGAAUGCCAAGAAACACAAGGGUGGCGGUGAUGCUGGUGAGGAGGAGGAAGAUGAAGAUUAGACCAAACUCCUUCACAAUAAUCCUUGYUUUAUUGAUGCCAAUAAAAUAUAUUUGAAUUA